Molecule: messenger RNA, 8575 nt
Organism: Coregonus sp. 'balchen'
Lineage: Eukaryota; Metazoa; Chordata; Actinopteri; Salmoniformes; Salmonidae
Source: the annotation of a GenBank genome assembly
GAGAGAAGACAGCCAGCAACACAGCAAUAGAGACUUUGUGGGAGGGAGGUUGUGCAUAGGGAGAGAAAUUACAGGAACAAAGUUGAUAAGGUUCCAAAGUCCACCUGGGGAUGCGUGCUCCUUUCCCUGAGCUGGUCAGAGACGAUUCAGGUGGUGGGGAGGAUAUCCUAUGAAGCCCAGAUCUGCUCUCCAAUACCCGGAGGAUAGGGACUUGGUCUCUCCUUGUGUCUUCAUUGAUUUUGGACCUGGACCAUUCAUAUUUUUCUCUUUGACUGGAGUCGUAUUUACUAAACAUCACAUGGUGUGUGCUCCCUGAGUAAAUCUGGACAAAGGAGUACAAACUGUGGGAACGGGAUUUUAAUCUCACUCUUCUUACUCCUCAAGCCCAAUGGAUCUGCGGCCUAGGAAGCUCAUAGUGCUUCUCCUGUACUGCUAUGGUGAGUUUAAUGGAGUACUACUGAUCUCCUGUUUGAUUUGGAUGAGUGCACUCUAGGUAUAGACCUAGACUGCGUCCCAAAUGCCACCCUAUUUCCUAAAUAGUGCACUGGGCUCUGGACAAAAGCUCUGCACUAUAUAGGGAAUAGGGUGCCAUUUGGUACGCAUCACUAUAGUCUUUGUUUUAUAUGUAGUCGUAAUGAAUUAGAUGAAGUGAGUCUCUGGAGAUUUCCCCUCAGUUCUAAUCAAGGUCUUGGUGGACAAAGACUAGUGAACUCUAUGUGGACUUCACUCAUUCUAAAUUAUAGCGAUCAAUGGAAAAUGGAUCCACGGGCAAGUUCAUUUGAGUGCUCCAUGAGUGAUCUAUGAUAUCGAUUACAUUAUUCUAAAGCAUAUCAACAUGCUAAUGUUGAAUGGAGUCGAGACUGUGUAUCAUUUUCUGGUCAAUGUCAAUUGUGUAAUCUGUAAUCUGCAUGAGAUAUGACCAGAUGCACUAUGACGUAAGUGGGUCAAAGAGGUCUACAUACGUAGCUGACAUUUUAAAAAGGAAAAGUUAAUUAUGGAUGAAUUGUUCCUAGUGUACUUAUAUUGUAGUGUGGUGAAUAUCCCACCCAUUUUGUAGUUGGAUGGAAAUUAUCCAACCAUUAUGUAGAAAUUAUGUUGAACAUAAUAAUAGUAAACUAAAUGUAUCAAUCUGACUCCAAUAUUAUGUGAAUAAAUGCAACAGGCCCUGUUUGUCUCUAGAGGAUCUAGUCAAGGUAGAGAGCCUUGCAUCACCUCUCAUCAUGACUAUAAUCAACAUGUCUAACUUUAACCGUUAUGCAAUUAUUAAGAAACUAGAUACAAAUAUCUAAUCCUGGUGAACAAUGUUCUAGCAUUAAUUUAUUAAGGUCAAGCAGAUCAGGGAUGUCAAGGUGGUACCCAGGCAUAUGCUAUGGGUAUAGUUUACAGAACCAGUCAAAAGAUUGGACACACAUACUCAUUAGAUUUUUUUAAAUAAUAAUAAUAGUGAAGACAUCAAAACUAUGAAAUAACACAUAUGGAAUCAUGUAGUAACCAAAAAAGUGUUGAACAAAUCAAAAUAUAUUUGAGAUUUGAGAUUCUUCAAAUAGCCACCCUUUGCCUUUUCCAACGGUAUUGAAGGAGUUCCCACAUAUGCUUAGCACAUGUUGGCUGCUUUUCCUUCACUCUGCCGUCCGACUUAUCCCAAACCUCUCAAUUGGGUUGAGGUCAGGGGAUUGUGGAGGCCAGGUCAUCUGAUGCAGCACUGCAUCACUCUCCUUGGUAAAAUAACCCUUACACAGCCUGGAGGUGUGAUGGGCAUUGUCCUGUUGAAAAACAAAUGAUAGUCCCACUAAGUCCAAACCAGAUGGGAUGGGGUAUCGCUGCAUAAUGCUGUGGUAGCCAUGCUGGUUAAGUGUGCCUUGAGUUCUAAAUAAAUCACAGACAGUGUCACCAGCAAAGCACCCCCACACCAUAACACCUCCUCCUCCAUGCUUUACGGUGGGAACUACACAUGCGGAGAUCAUCUGUUCACCCACACCACGUCUCACAAAGACACGCGGUUGGAUCCAAAAAUCUCAAAUUUGGACUCCAGACCAAAGGACAAAUUUCCACCGGUCUAAUGUCCAUUACUCGUGUUUCUUGGCCCAAGCAGGUCUCUUCUUAUUAUUGGUGUCCUUUAGAAGUGGUGUCUUUGCAGCAAUUCGACCACGAAGGCCUGAUUCACACAGUCGCCUCUGAAUAGUUGAUGUUGAGAUGUGUCUGUGACUUGAAUUCUGUGAAGCAUUUAUUUGGGCAAAAUAUUCUGAGGCUGGUAAGUCUAAUGAAUGUAUCCUCUGCAGCAGAGGUAACUCUGGAUAUUCCAUUCCUGUGGUGGUCCUCAUGAGAGCCAGUUUCAUCAUAGUGCUUGAUGGUUUUUGCGACUGCACUUGAAGAAACUUUCAAAGUUCUUGACAUUUUCCGUGUUGAUUGACCUUCAUGUCUUAAAGUAAUGAUGGACUGUCGUUUCUCUUUGCUUAUUUGAGCUGUUCUUGCCGUAAUAUGGAUUUGGUCUUUUACCAAAUAGGGCUUUCUUCUGUAUACCUUGUCACAACACAACUGAUUGGCUCAAACGCAUUAAGAAGGAAAGAUAUUCCACAAAUUAACUUUUAAGAAGGCAUGUCCCUCCCUGGAGAAAUCCACAGAUAAGGUGUGUUUUAACCCUGUGAUAGCCCACAGAUGGUCAGCCAUCCAAACAAUGUCAUAAACCAUGAUUGAGUCAUCACGCUGGGCCUCAGCGCCUGCAAGUCGCUAGUCGCGAGUAUCACCUUCUCUCAUUCUUCCACUAUAGUUUCUAUCUUACUAUACAGUCCUGAUAAGACUGGCGCAAACUCCUUGAGGAAUUAAGGCUGUCCUACAGUGGACACUGUAUUUUUUAAACAUCCCUUUGUGGAUGGGCCCUACAGACCCAGACUGUUGCUUUUGUUUGAUCCUAUUCUCACUCAAAUCAAGCAAUUGUCUUGCUUCCACAUGUCCAGCUGCUUAUAUUCCCUCCCCUGUAGUCCAGGAACAAUUACACAUUUUAGUUCCUGCUGCCACAGAAACAAAGCCCAGCCCAGCUUACGUAAGCCCAACUUGAGUUCGGCCCACAGCAGCCGUGAGUGAAAAUGGAGCAAGCGUAUCUCAAGGGAGGCAGAUCCUUUGACAGAGGCUGUUGUUGUGAGCAUGUCACAUGGGUCGUGACAAUGCUGAAUAAUAGACCAAUGCUUUUUGUAUAAUGACUAGCGAGACGUUUUACUAUGAAUGCUAUUCGUAAACAGACAGUCUCAAGUUAACUUCCCCACCGUCUUUUUCUUUAUCUAUAGGUUGUUCAGCCAUUAGUGAAGGGAAGCCAUACUUCAUCUCUAGGAAUUUCAACACUGUGCUCCACUGGAACAAGGUCGACAGCCCAGAUGAAGGGGUCCUUUACAGUGUCCAGUACAAAGGGUGAGAGACAGGAAUACAGCUGUCACCUAUUCACCUUUCAACCCAACAACAUAUUUAUGUGCCUAGGGUGACCUAGGGUGAUAUGUGACUUAUGUCAACAACAUUUUUAAAGAUGUGUAACUCAGCUGGUAGCGCCCGGCGCUUGUAACGCCAAGGUAGUGGGUUCGAUCCCCGGGACCACCCAUAUACAAAAAAAUGUGCGCACGCAUGACUGUAAGCCGCUUUGGAUAAAAGCGUCUGCUAAAUAUUAUUAUUAUGUGUGCUGAAAGUCGGAACUAUGCCUCCGGGAAGAGACUGUGUGUGUUUAAGUUAAGUUAAAGUGCCAUUUUACUGUACUUCUCCAUGCUGCAGGUUGAGCUCCACUGGCUGGGGCAAGCCUUAGCAGACAGGUUCUGUUCUGUUCAUUACCACAGGCCUCACUCUGUUUCCCUGCACACCACAGGGAUAAAUCUGUGAAAUAAAUUGUACUAUUCAACUUUACAAACGGCACUCAGUACACCUGUGGCUAUGUGAGGCAAAUGUUUUCGUUUCACUCACUUUGUCUCACUUCCUCUUUGAAUUCCUUUUACAAAGUGGAAAUGUCAGCUCAUCUAAUUGCUCAUGAUAUAGUCUGACGGGAAAAUGCCAAGUGCCACACCAAUUGCAUUGAUUUGUCUCACCGAGACUGUCACCUGGAAUUGCUUGCAUGUCCUUAUUCAAGGCCUCAGAGCUCCACCAAUAAAUCAGUUCAGAAAAAGAUUGGCCCUGAUCAUCCCCACUUAAUAUCGGUUCCCUGUUUGACACACUAUCCUUUUGUUAUUUUUAUAUGAGGAAGUAAGAGGUUAAAUAACACCUAUUUCAAAACUCUGUUGUACUAUUUGUGGUCUAGCAGCUGGGCUACUGUACACACACCCUGAAAGGCAAUACAUUUACAGCAUUUGAUAUGUCAUGAUAAAGGCUCAUAUAUGCUUAUAACAACUUAAAAAGCAUCGUACCUGAAGGCUUCAAGUAAAGCGUUACUCAAUGUUUUUUCAAAGUGCAACAUUACAUUUGGACUAAAGGUUCCCUACAUAAUGUAUUUUAUGUUUGGUCAUGUUUUUUUGUGUUCAUUAUAGAUACGGAGAGCCAUACAAGCUGAAGAUUGUGUGCCAGAACAUCACCACUCUUUCUUGUGACCUCACUGCAGAGACACCAUACAUCUAUCAAAAUUCCUACUAUGCUCAGGUUUUCGGCAACAGUCACUCGCUAGGCCAUACAGCAAUGUUUAAACCUCUGAGAGACAGUAAGCAAUUUUAUCUCUUUAUCAUACUUUUUCUAGAUUGGGAUGUUUUUUGAGUAUGUGUUGGCUCAGAGGGCAGAAUCCUUACUUGUGAUACAUACACAUAGCUCCAACUGUCUGUUCAUAUUCCAUAAUGACAUCAAUGUAUGAUUUCCAUAAAAGCUUAUGUUAUUCACCAAUUCUUCCAGUUAGCAUUUGGCCCAUACUAAAAGGCUUUAUCCUCUUUUCUACAGUUUGUCACCAAUUAUUCUCACCCUUUCUUUGUCUUUUACAUGUCAGCUGUCCUUGGGCCACCCAAUUUGUCUGUGACCCCCACAACAUCAUCUUUAAAAGUGACAGUUACUCUUCCGUUGGGACCGGAUAAUAAGGCUUCCAUCGAGGAGAUUUACAACAGUACCAGCUUUUCCUACCAUAACCCUCCAACUCUCUAUAUCCUCAACAUCACUCAUCCUAGCUGGGCAGCACAGGUAAUUAUCUCACACGUACUGCUCACACGCAUGCAUGCACGGAAGCAUGCAGACACACACACACCCACCCACACACCCACACACACACACACCACACACACACACACACACACACACACACACACACACACACACACACACACACACACACACACACCCACACACACACACACACACACCCACACACACACACACACACCCACACACACACACACACACACACACACACACCCACCCACACACACACAUAUUAGAUACACAAACAUGUUCUAACUGCUGACUCUUUUUCCACAGGUCCAUAAAAACACAACUGGAGAGUUUGUCCUUAACCAUCUAAAGAACAACAACGUAGAGUACUGUGGCUAUGUGGUCUACACCCCGACUAGAGAACUGCACCGAAAUGCCAGUGAGAGCCGUACAUUCUGUGUGACAUUACCAGGUGAGGUCAUUUGGUGUCCUUCAGGGCUCUGUAUGUAUGCCCAAGCUGGUCUCAGAGCAUUUCGUAUUAUUCGUUAUGUAAAUCCGAGACGCUUCAUUUAGUAUAUGUUAAGUUUCGUAUGGUAUUAAUUUGAGGUUGUCCAUCACCCAUUUCGUAUGAUAUGUUACGGAUUGCAAUUCGUAUUAUAUGUUACAAAUUGCAAUUUGUAUUUAAUGUUACAAAUUAGCAAAACGUACAAUAUGUUACGAAUUAGCAAAACUUACAAUAUGUUAUGAAUUUGCAAAACGUACAAUAUGUUACGAAUUUGCUAAACGUAUGAUAUGUUACAAAUGCUAGCUAGGUGGCUAAUGUUAGCUAGCUGGCUAACGUUAGCUAGUCUAGGGGUUAGGGUUAGGGGUUAGGAUUAAGGUUAGGGUUAAGUUUAGGAGUUAGGUUAAAGGUUUAAGGUUAGGGGAAGGGUUAGCUAAAAGGGUUAAGGUUAGGGUUAGGGGAAGGGUUAGCUAACAUGCUAAGUAGUUGCAAAGUAGCUACUAAAAAGUAGUAAAUAGUUGAAAAGUUGCUAAUUAGUUAAAAUGCUCAAGUUUUCCGUGAUGAGAUUCGAACUCGCAACCUUUGGUUAUACGUCCACCCAUCCACCCUGACCAACCCCCCUACUUUCGUUUUUGCUUUAAGUAACCAUCUGUCUUAUGUAACCAUACCAGAUGUAACAUAUCAUACUAAUUUUAGUGUCCUGGAUUUACAUUUACUAUGUUACGUCUAGUCUAUGAGACCAGGCUGGUAUGCCUUUCCUUUUUGCCUUUGCUAGUUUUGUUGAAUGAAUCAUCUGUGAAUGCAUUCCUAAAGUAUGAGUAGAGUUUGAGUAACCAUACUGUUACCAUAAAGAACUUAAAGGCAUAUUGUAAAUGCAUUGACUGUAGUUUCACAAUGUUAAGGGUAUUCCUGCUGCCUUUUCAAAGAUUAUAUAAAGGCUCACUUCCUGAAGACAAGACUGAAUGGAGCCUCUUGUUUUUAAAUCCUUGAAACUACUGUACUGACUGAUCUCACGGACAUGCCCACGCUUGCUCUACAGAGCUGGCAAUUUACAACCUAUUGGCCUGUUUCCAAUAGGCUCUGAGAGUGAGGCAGCUGUUUUGCCACUACUGAGGUGUAAUACAAACAAUCUUCUCCCAUCUAGGUGACCUCUGGCUGCUGUUCCCCUGGUUCCUUCUCUUAGGGUGUCUGCUACUUGGUUCCCUACUGCUACCAGUGGUGGUGUGUCAUCACUAUGUGAAAAAGAAGAUUAACAUGCCAGACGCCUUGGUAAGAAAUGUACAUUAGAGAUUUCCCCAUACAUGAAGGAGUGCCAGGAAAUGUUGCUGUUACUGGAAAUACAGGCCUCCAGGCAAAACUUACAGUAACACGUGCUUGAGAGGCCUCAAUAGGGUGCAACCGAACUUGAGUUUAAUCUCAGCCACAAACACGCAAUACAUUCAGCCCUUUUCUACAGGAACACCUAAACGUAGAACAGGACACAAUGUGUAACAGUAGUUACAAUAAAAUGUUAUCUCUUUGCAAUUUACACCUGCACUGUUUUAUGAGGAAAUUAUUUAACUUUAUCAUCCUUCCUUUUCUCUUUAAAUGACUGCAUUUACCAAUCUUCCAGGAGUUGUAUCUGUUUUAUUACAUUUCCUAUCAUAUGCUGAGAAAUCAUCCCUGUUUAAUCAGUUGUAUCACUGUAAUUUGCAUUUCAUGCCAAGAACUGAAAGCAAUUACAAAAGAUUACAGCAGUGUUGUUUCAGUUGAGCUCAUUUCAUUCUUGCCAUGAAAGUUGUUAAGAAUUGUAAUUGAACAAGUUAAAGAAUCAAAUACAUUUUGUUUGACAUACAUUGUAACCACUCACUCAAUGAUUCCAAGGGUUUGGUGGGGUGGAGAGGGGGUCAUAGAGGUGUUUUAGUAAUAGUUAAGUCAUCGAAAACCUCUUUCUCUUCUACACAGAAACUGACAACGAGCAACGUCCCACCUCCAUCGUGGCACCCUCCAGAAGCCAUCACCAUCUCCAUUGCCAAGCCGUAUCAUUACCCUGUGGGGUUCUCCUACGGUGACCUGAAGACUGGUAAACUCCAGAUGGGGUCAAAGUUCACCAGCAGUGGGUCUGGGUCCUAUUCCCCCCAGGACGAACCCUCCUCCAUUGCCCAGCCCAAGCACUGUGACACCUACAUGGGCCAGCAGGGUCCACCCCUAGAGCACUCCAACAACAGCACCCAGUCCUCCACCAACUAUAGCAUGGUCGUAGUGCAGGUGGCCAAUGAAGGUGUGGAGGAAGAAUGCCAUCGCCAUCCAGACAGUGAAGACAACAUCAACUCUCCAUGGUCAUCUGAAUCCAGUGACCACAAACUCAUUUGGGUUCAAGGUGGCCCAGUUUUGUUUUCGUGUGGAGCACCACCUGAGCCAAACCGUUGUGUUGGAGACAGGGACUCAACAGCGCACCCCCUGGUACUGCCCACAUUGCGGCGUAUUGACGGCCUACUGCAGUUGUCCACUCUGCUGCUCCAGCCAGAGACACAGAGUGCUGUGGCCAGCCUGGCACUGCCUACCGACGCUGAGGAGCAGCCCCUUUUGUGGGACCUAGACAGCACUGGGCAAGGGGCAUCACUAUUGUCUGACCUGGUCACCACGGGGGAGACAGAGUGGUUGGACCCUGGUACAGGGAGAGAGGAGAAGAGAACAAUAUACACCCCAAUCUCUCCAAUGUGUUUCAAUAACUCCAAUGACUCUCCAUCUCACUCCAUACCUCCCAUCACCCUUGCAGACUGCGAGACCUCAUCAAUGACACUCUUGUCUGGUUACAAACAACACCGGGUACCCCUUGCCCCUCUAGGGCUAACAGCAGAGGAUAGCUUUGGUAUUUCCUCAUAUGCUCCACAACAGGCUUGGACUGAUCAGGAGGAAGAAGAGGAAGAAGGAGAGGAAGAAGGAGAUGAAAGAGGCAGUGAAUUCUUUCUGGGUGGUUGGGUGGUACAAAUUCUAGGA